Linderina pennispora is the source of this 606-nucleotide messenger RNA. RefSeq lists its product as uncharacterized. The record is from RefSeq and is a predicted model, not a curated record. The transcript has a single exon. Lineage: Eukaryota; Fungi; Kickxellomycota; Kickxellomycetes; Kickxellales; Kickxellaceae. Bases 1 to 606 code for a protein of 201 amino acids.
AUGUUUAAUCCAACGCAUAUUCACAGCACCAACCGCCCGAACGACGAAAACGCCGUAGCCGCAAUGCGCACGGGCAAGCCCAGCCACCUAAAUGGCAAGCCCACACUGGCGCCCGCAACCCCAGCGGCCACUAAAAAGCACAGCACGCCCAUGCGCCUGGCGCUGACGCCCAGCACGUCUGGCAUCAAGCGCAUCCGCUCAUCGACACCAAUGCAGGCGCGGGAGCCGAUGCGCAUGGUGAAGAAGUCGCGGGGGCUGUUCAGCCCAUAUGGCGUGGCGGAUGAGCGGGUGCUGCUGCUGGAGCCCGAGUAUGUGCCGGAGCGGGCGGCGUCGCCGGAACUGGCGGCGGUGGAGGAGUUUGGGGAUGAUCUGGAUGCCACGCUGGUUCCGGGUCGGCCACGGGCGCCGCAUGUGACCCUAAAUGUGGGCGGGGCUUUGGAGCUGGCGCCGGAGCGCAUGCAAGAGAUCUGUGUGCCGGUGGUAAGGUUUUCGCGCAUCCCGAAGCCGUGCGGUAGUGCAGGGCAGAUCAAGGUGCGGCUGCAGGAGCUUCUGGCGAUGUCGCUGUAUCCGACACGGAUUCCGCGGCUGAAGCGCAAGCGGGUUUAA